Molecule: messenger RNA, 361 nt
Organism: Medioppia subpectinata
Lineage: Eukaryota; Metazoa; Arthropoda; Arachnida; Sarcoptiformes; Oppiidae
Source: the annotation of a GenBank genome assembly
CUUGGAUUCAGUGGUGAACAGCGCCGAGCGGUACAGCGAUCGAUACACUCCUAUCCGCGAGUCUCCCAAUUGGGACAUCAGAUUCACUAUGAUUCAGGAUGGCUCCAAAUCAGUGUCGGCUAAGAAGACGGCCAAAGAGUCGAUAUCGGAGAGCAAUAAGGACGGCAUCGCAUACCAGUGUCUUCUGAAGAACGAAUUACUGGGCGCUGGCAUUGAAGACAUGAAAGAGCACACAGAAGAGCGCAAAAUCUUUCUGCCCCUCGAAAGCAAAAACCUAUUUCGGUAUCGGGUGCGAGAGAGCGAUAGUCUGAAUGAGCCGACGAGUCCGUACUCACUGUCGCCGGUGAGCAGCAAAAGCCAG